Tympanuchus pallidicinctus (lesser prairie-chicken) is the source of this 2322-nucleotide messenger RNA. It is a transcript of the gene CAPN8, whose product is annotated as calpain 8. Bases 11 to 2119 code for a protein of 702 amino acids. The transcript is spliced from 21 exons. The record is from RefSeq and is a predicted model, not a curated record. NCBI's taxonomy places the organism in Eukaryota, Metazoa, Chordata, Aves, Galliformes, Phasianidae. Gene Ontology annotation, biological process: proteolysis. Gene Ontology annotation, cellular component: cytoplasm. Gene Ontology annotation, molecular function: calcium-dependent cysteine-type endopeptidase activity; calcium ion binding.
CGGAGGCAGUAUGGCUGGGCUGGCAGCUAGGCUGUGCCAAGAGCGAGCGGCUGCUGAGGGGCUGGGUUCCUGCAGGAAUGCCCUCAGCUACUUGGGCCAAGACUACGAGGCACUGAAGCAGAAGUGCCUUCAGACUGGGAUUCUAUUCAAGGAUGAGGAGUUCCCUGCCUGCCCGUCUGCGCUGGGAUACCAGGACCUGGGACCUUACUCCUUCAAAACCCAGGGAAUAGUCUGGAAGCGGCCCACGGACUUAUGUGACAAUCCUCAGUUCAUAGUCGGAGGAGCUACUCGGACAGAUGUUUGCCAAGGAGAGCUGGGUGACUGCUGGCUCCUGGCUGCCAUUGCAUCUCUGACUUUGAAUCCAGAUGUUCUGCACCGUGUUGUUCCUGAGGCUCAGAGUUUCCAGGAGGACUAUGCUGGGAUCUUUCAUUUUCAGUUCUGGCAGUACGGGGAGUGGGUGGAUGUGGUGGUAGACGACCGGCUGCCCACCAAGAAUGGUGAACUACUCUUCGUGCAUUCAGAGGAAGGCAAUGAAUUCUGGAGCGCCCUGCUGGAGAAAGCCUACGCCAAGCUGAAUGGUUCUUAUGAAGCUCUAGCUGGAGGGUCCACUAUAGAGGGGUUCGAGGAUUUUACUGGAGGCAUCUCUGAAUCCUAUGACCUGCGGAGGGCUCCGGCAAACCUGUACCAAAUCAUCCAGAAGGCUCUGAGGGCUGGCUCACUGCUCGGCUGUUCCAUUGAUAUAACUCAUGCAGCAGAAAUAGAAGCAAUCACAAGUCUGAAGCUGGUGAAGGGACAUGCUUAUUCUGUCACUGGGGCAGAAGAGGUCUAUUACCGAGGACAGAUAGAGAAACUUGUGAGGCUUAGAAAUCCCUGGGGUGAAGUAGAAUGGACUGGAGCGUGGAGUGAUAAUGCUCCUGAAUGGAAUUAUAUUGAUCCCAAACAAAAACAGGCUCUGGAUAAGCAAGUAGAUGAUGGAGAAUUUUGGAUGGCAUUUUCUGAUUUUCAAAGGCAAUUCACACGCCUGGAGAUCUGCAAUCUGACUCCUGACACCCUGACAAGCAACCAGGUCAACAAAUGGGACCUGACCAUGUUCAAUGGACAGUGGAUACGGGGUUCAACAGCUGGAGGUUGCCAGAACUACCCAGCAACGUACUGGAUCAAUCCCCAGUUUAAGAUCCGGCUGGAUGAACCAGAUGAUGAUCAUGAAGGGGGUUUGAAUGAGCCAUGCUGUACUAUAUUGGUGGGCUUGAUGCAGAAGAAUCGCAGGAGACAGAAGAGAAUGGGAGAAGGUCUGCUUAGUAUUGGUUAUUCACUCUACCAGAUUCCACAGGAGCUGGAAAAUAACAAAGACAUUCAUCUGAACCGUGCUUUCUUCACAAGGAACCAACCAGUAGCCCGGUCUGAGACUUACAUCAACCUGCGUGAAGUCUCCAGCCGCAUUAGACUGCCUAAGGGAGAGUACCUCAUUGUGCCAUCCACAUUUGAGCCUUACAAAAAUGGAGAGUUCUGCCUUCGAGUUUUUUCUGAGAAAAAGGUUAAAACUCAGAUGAUUGGUGAUAUGGUGGCGGCAAAACCAUAUGAGCCUCAUGUUGAUAACAAAGAUAUAGAUGAUGAGUUCAAGAUUCUAUUUCAAAAGCUCUCUGGAGAGGACUGUGAAGUGACUGCGACUGAACUUCAAACUAUUCUAAAUAGGGUUUUGGCAAAGAGAAAGGAUAUAAGAAGUGAUGGAUUCAACAUUAACACUUGCAGGGAGAUGAUCAGCCUUUUAGAUACUAAUGGGACUGGCUCCUUGGGGCUUAUAGAAUUCAAGACACUUUGGAUGAAGAUUCAGAUGUAUUUGGCAAUCUACAGGAAGGUGGACAGAGACUUCUCAGGUACCAUUGACUCCCAUGAGAUGAGAAAUGCUCUCAGCGAGGCAGGUUUUGUGCUCAACAACCAGGUGCAGCAGAGCAUUGCCAUCCGCUACGCCUGCAGCAAGAUGACCAUUGAUUUUGAUGGUUUUGUGGCCUGCAUGAUCCGCUUAGAGACCCUUUUCAAAGUGUUUCAUCUCCUAGAUAAAGAGAAGAGUGGAGUUGUUCGGCUUUCUUUAGCAGAGUGGCUGUGCUGCACACUGGUUUGAGUUGAGAUCGAUGAAUUCAGCAGAGAGCUCUGAACGCAGAAUCACUCCUUCAGCAUCUCCCUGCUACAGAAAGCAGAGAGAGAAACUUGUUUUUAUUACUGGCAAGUUAUUUUAGUCCACGAUAAAUGAUUUCCUGUCAGUUAGAAGGUAAAUAUACUCUUGAACAAGACCUCAAAGAAAUAAACCAAGCAAGGCUAAACCUA